AUGCUGUUGUUUGGCAGACGGUUCAGUACUAGCAGUAAACUUGGUACAGCGGCAGCAGCGAAGAUAAAGAAUACGGCCUCAUUGUCGAGACCUAACUAUGACUUCAAGGCAAUCAGAGCUGCUCCCGAAGUUUACCAGGACAGUGUGGACCGCCGGCGGGCUAAGUUAGCAGGUGGAGCCACUAUAGCUGAUUUUGUUGAUCUGUAUAGUACUUUAUUAACAGCCAAAAGUGAGAGAGAUGAAUUGCUUUUCAAGAGGAAAACAAUUCAGAACCAAUUGAAAAAUGGGAAACGGGGCCAAGAGAAGGAGAAUGGUCAUACUAGCUCACUAGACAGUUCUGAGGAUCCUCGAACAAUUCUCAGCCAUAUCAAGAACUUGUUGAAAGAGCGAGAAAAGCAUAUCAUCAGUUUGGAAGAUACGAUUUAUCCAUUAGUGGAAUCAAUUCCUAAUUUAAUUAGCCCGGACUCGAUAAUUGACAACCAACAACUGGUAGGAAUGAUUCAUGCUGACAAGCAAAUACCUGCUGAUCCUACUCGUUCACAUAAAGAUAUUGGAGUAAACCUCGGCAUUCUUGAUUUUGACUCGGCAUCUAGGGUAUCUGGUACUUCAUCAUAUUAUUUAGUUAAUGAUGGGGCAUUGUUGGAACAGGCUCUAAUUCAAUAUGCAUUGAGCAAAUGUCGCCAACAUGGGUGGUCAAUGUUAACACCACCUUCUUUAGUGCGACAAGAGUUCACAACAGCAUGUGGGUUCAAACCACGAGAUCAAAAUAAUGAACAACAAGUAUACAUUAUUGCGGAUGAUGCUCUCAAUGGAGAAUCAAAGGUGGGUAGUCACUGUCUGACGGGAACUGCUGAAAUCCCACUAGCUGGCUACAAUGCGCACAAGACUAUACCAUUAACAGAGAAUGACCGACCAGUUAUACGUAAGGCCGGUGUCAGUCGAAGCUAUCGUGCUGAGGCAGGUGCUCGAGGUGCUGAUACCAAAGGAUUAUAUCGAGUACAUGAAUUCAGCAAGGUAGAAAUGUUUGCCUGGACAACUUCUUCUGAUGUUAGUACGUCGAUCAAAGUUCACGAAGAAAUGCUAUCACUACAAAAAGAGAUUCUCACUGAACUUGGACUGUGUUGCCGAGUGCUAAAUAUGCCUCCUGAUGACUUGGGUGCCCCAGCAUACAAGAAAUACGAUAUUGAGGCAUGGAUGCCGGGUCGUGGCAGCUGGGGCGAAGUAACAUCAACUUCAAAUUGUCUUGACUAUCAAUCACGCCGCCUACAUACUAAAUAUCACACAGCAGAUGGAUCCCUUCGCUACGCCAUGACUCUUAAUGGUACGGCGAUGGCUGUCCCUCGGGUAAUUAUUGCCAUUAUCGAAAAUAAUUACGACCCUCAAAUGAAUCGCAUUGAAAUACCCUCUGUACUACGAAAGUACAUGGAUGAAAACCUGUAUAUAGAGUACCAAGGUCCUAAUUGA
Molecule: messenger RNA, 1464 nt
Organism: Sugiyamaella lignohabitans
Lineage: Eukaryota; Fungi; Ascomycota; Dipodascomycetes; Dipodascales; Trichomonascaceae
Gene: DIA4
Product: putative serine--tRNA ligase DIA4
Exons: 1
Coding region: 1-1464 (487 amino acids)
Biological process (GO): mitochondrial seryl-tRNA aminoacylation
Cellular component (GO): mitochondrion
Molecular function (GO): ATP binding; serine-tRNA ligase activity; tRNA binding
Source: RefSeq, a predicted model, not a curated record